Molecule: messenger RNA, 503 nt
Organism: Nematolebias whitei (Rio pearlfish)
Lineage: Eukaryota; Metazoa; Chordata; Actinopteri; Cyprinodontiformes; Rivulidae
Gene: rps12
Product: ribosomal protein S12
Exons: 6
Coding region: 79-477 (132 amino acids)
Biological process (GO): translation
Cellular component (GO): ribosome; cytosolic small ribosomal subunit
Molecular function (GO): structural constituent of ribosome
Source: RefSeq, a predicted model, not a curated record
UGAAAUGUGACGUCCUCUUUCCCCGCUAUCCGAGAGGAGAACAGGAACUUUGGGUUCGCCAUCCAUCGCAAAUCUACAAUGGCCGAGGAAGGCACUGCUGCCGGAGGUGUGAUGGAUGUCAACACCGCUCUCCCUGAAGUGCUCAAGACCGCACUUAUCCACGAUGGCCUUGCCCGCGGUAUCCGUGAGGCUGCCAAGGCUCUGGACAAACGUCAGGCCCAUCUCUGCGUUCUGGCUGCCAACUGUGACGAGCCCAUGUACGUCAAGCUGGUGGAGGCUCUCUGCGCUGAGCAUCAGAUCAACCUGAUCAAGGUUGAUGACAACAAGAAGCUCGGUGAGUGGGUCGGUCUGUGCAAGAUCGACCGCGAAGGAAAACCCCGAAAGGUUGUCGGCUGCAGCUGCGUUGUCAUCAAGGAUUACGGCAAAGAGUCUCAAGCCAAGGAUGUAAUUGAAGAAUACUUCAAAGCCAAGAAAUGAGAUGUCAAUAAAACGUGGAAAUAAAA